AUGUCGAUAAUAUUAAAAGACGACGGUGAACUUAGUGGCUACCAAGUAGUUGGUAUGCCCAAAGAUGGGUCUUGUCUUUUCCAUUCAAUAUCUUUCUUGGUGUAUGGUAGAACUGACUCAACUUGCAGUAUCAGAUCUGCUAUAGUUGCAUACGUUGCUGACCAUUGGGACGAAAUGCAAGUGUACACGUGUGAUGCUGAUGGUGACGUAUACACUAGCGCGCAAUCCUACAUGAGCGAUAUGAUGAAACCCACUACUUACGGCUCAGCUUCUGAGCUUAUGGCUGCUGGAAAAAUCUAUCCUUUCACUUUUGAAGUGUAUGAGAACGGUAUACUAAGAGGUUCCUUUGGCGAUGCUGGCCAAAAAAAGUGUUUACGUUUUACCGGUAGUUACUUAAGCGGCCACUACGAUGUACUCAUUCCUAUACGAGAUGCCUCUCCAUCUUCUUCCCCCUUUCAUCCCAUAACAUUAAAUUCUGUAACAUCAGAUACUGCUAUAUGUACAUUAUAUGACUUAAACUCUACGCAAAGUGAAUUGAACAUGAAGCAUAAGGGAAAAGGCGGUAGACCGACUAAAACAAAAAAAGGAAGACCUAAGGUAUCCGAACUGUCACGAUCUGAACAACUUCGAGAAGCCGCGGCUCGUUACCGACAAAAACACCCUAUAAAACGUCGAGAAACCGUAGAACUUUAUAAUUCUUUACAUCCAGGCGCCAACCGGGCAUCUGUAGCACAGUACAGUGCUUCACACCCUGAAGUAAACCGGGCAGCUGUAGCACGCUACAGUGCUUCACAUCCGGAAGUCAAUCAGGCUGCAGUAUCUCGCUACCGUGCUUCACAUCCGGAAGUAAACAGACAAAACUUAGCGCGAAAGAGAUCUACUGACAAACUAAAGUUUAAGGGAAACAUAGAAACAAUCACUAGAGUUCUUACAACUAAACUUAAAGAUAGAUUAGAAUCAGAAAAAAUAGUUAAGUGGACUCUCCAUAAUAGGCAAAGAACUUUAGAAGAUUUGAACAAGACUGCAAAUAAAUUAAAAAAAAAAUAG
This is a messenger RNA of Parnassius mnemosyne (clouded apollo), 1047 nucleotides long. The record is from the annotation of a GenBank genome assembly. Lineage: Eukaryota; Metazoa; Arthropoda; Insecta; Lepidoptera; Papilionidae.